Molecule: messenger RNA, 5247 nt
Organism: Pomacea canaliculata
Lineage: Eukaryota; Metazoa; Mollusca; Gastropoda; Architaenioglossa; Ampullariidae
Product: patched domain-containing protein 3-like
Exons: 6
Coding region: 821-3682 (953 amino acids)
Biological process (GO): transmembrane transport
Cellular component (GO): membrane
Molecular function (GO): transmembrane transporter activity
Source: RefSeq, a predicted model, not a curated record
CUUUUAGUUUUAGAAGUGAGCGUAUGCAUUGUUUUGUUAUCAGGACUAUAUGUCAAUCCAUUGGCUGAGGGAAGCAGGUAUCAAAUUUUCUCUUCAAGCUCUGAGACUUUACAUUGUCUUUCCAGAGUAAUUAUCUUUGGGAAAAAUUCCCUUAUUUUUGUACCUGUGAAUGUGCUUUGAAGCUGUCCAGUGGGAUUGCUUGGGCCUUCACAAAUUGUCAUCCAUUGCCUCAUUUGCUUUGUGUGAAGAGCAGAUAACUGUGCGCACUGACUAGUCCAUGUCUGUCUUGUUAACUAAACGAUUCUGUUCUCUUCUUUGGAUCGUAACUCAUAAUCAGACCCUGUAAACCUUCUUUUGAAGUUUUAUGAAGCAUUCCACAUAGCGACCUUGUUGUCUGUUGGUUAAUUGUUUCAAACAUGAAGCUAAAUAUUAGGAAGUCUGAUCCUCUUCUAGAUCCUGAAGUACCUUUAUUAACACCUGUCGUCAUCGAGUCCACACAGGUACACCCUCUUGCUCCAUAAAGGAAAGACUAUUGUCAUGAAACGCCUCUGAUUUUCAUAGCCACACCCACUCUGAAAUACAUGCCUGUCAUUAUCAAUUAGACGAAAAUGAAGCUGAAAACGCUGUAAAUCCGGGUCUGGCAGGCCAUAAGUAUGAGCCACAAUGUCCUGACACAGACGCACACACACACUUACAAAGACAACAUUGCAUACCUUCUUCUUUGAAAGUUCGUUGGAGAUCACUGUCAAGAAUCAAGCUCUACCCAGUAGCAGUUCACCCGGAUGUGAAAAGGAUCCUACAUUAACACCGGCUCUCUGACAUGUCUUUGUCAUCUACAACAGCCUUGACGGAGAAAGAGGCGUCCUGUCACGAUUGCAAGAUGCCUGGGUGCUACACAUCCAUGAAAGUAAAGUUCACCUGUGUGUUCAGACGCUAUGGAGUUCUCGUCGGCACUCACCCUCUGCCUUUCAUCAUCAUCCCCAUCGUGGUGUUUGGCGGUCUGGGCUUCGGAUUGUUCACUCUCGACUUUGAAACAGACCUGGAGAGCCUCUACUUUCCGAGGAACAGCAGAGCGAUCACCGAUAGACAGAAAGUUCGAGACCUCUUUCUUAAUGUCAAUGACCUCCGCUACGACGCGUUUGCCCAGAGUGAUGCAGUGGACCAAGCCACUUUGAUAUUUCAGUCAAAGAAUGGCUCCAACAUUCUGGAGAAAAAGUCUCUGGCAGAAAUAAGAGACAUCGUGCAAAAGGUGAAGGAAAUCUCUGUAAACAAGAGUGGACAACCUCACACCUACGAAGACAUCUGCGCUAGAACAGCUUCUGGAUGCGUGAUAGAGGGGGAGCAACUUUUAUCCCCUGAGUUUGAGAAACUACUGUUGGCCAAUAGGGUUCAAUUCCCGUACUGGCCACUUCCUAAUUUAACGGAAGUAGUUGAUCUUUCUUUUUAUAUCUCCGACACAAAGACGAACAAACCCCAGAAUGCUUCUGAAACCCUUCAGUCUGCAGGAAUUUUUAAAUUAUCAUUUAUAUUAAAGGAAACAUCAAAGGAAUGGGUGAAAGAGUUUCUUUCAUCAGUCGGCAAAUUAAAGUCAAAUUUCUCAGAGAUUUUCUACGGCACGACCCAGUCUCUGAACGAGGAACUCGACAAAGGAACCAAGGGUGACAUUUACCUUUUUGCCUUGACCUUUACCAUCUGCAUCACCUUUGCCUCCAUAGUCUCUUCUGGAGGGAACCCGGUGUCCACCAGGGCGAUGCUGGCUAAUGCCGGGGUGCUGGCCGCGGGACUGGGUAUUGUGGGGUCUCUGGGACUGGUCAGUCUGUGUGGGGUCAAGUUCGUCAACCUGGUCGGCGUCAUGCCCUUUCUGAUCAUCGGCAUCGGUGUUGAUGACAUGUUUCUCCUCAUGUCCUCGUGGAGCGAGACCAUCUCAGAGCGGGUGAUGAGCGUGCCAGAUCGUCUCGGGGCAACAUUCGCCAGCGCCGGCAUCGGCAUCACAGUCACAUCUCUCACAGACUUCGUUUCUUUCAUCAUCGGAACUUCAUCGGCAUUUCGGAGUGUCACGAACUUUUCCAUCUACACAGGUGUUGCAGUCUUGUUCUGCUACAUUUGUCAAGCGACACUUUUCGGGGGAUCCCUUGCUCUGCACUCUCACCGGGUAUUCUCGUCGCGACAUUUCCUGACUUGCCUGAGAACAAAAAGCAGACAGGAGUUAAAGUCUGACGGGAAGUCCUCCUGUGGAGCUCUCAUCUGCGGAGGAACAGUUCCCAAGGACGCCCGCGAUGACGAAAGCAUCUGCGAGAAGCUUCCUCGUCUGACAUUGCCGAAGCUGGUCAUCAGCUCUGUUGGCUGCGUUGUCAUCAUCGUCGGCUUUCUGGGAUACCUUGCGGCGGCGAUCUACGGUGUCCUCAACCUUCCACAGGGUCUGGUCCUCUACGAACUGGUACCAAAGUCCUCGUACUACCAUUCGUUUCUCCUGGCAAGCGAAAAAUAUUUCCCUACUCGCAUACCUGUUGCUUUUGUCGUUGAUGGGGAGGUUAACUACGCGGGAGAUGGAGGCGAUCAGCUCCGGCAGCUGAUUUCGUCUGCCCAGCAAGACAGACAGAUGACCAAAGGUUUCCAGCGCUGCUGGCUGACUGAUUUUGUCCGUUCUGCAAACUUCACCAACACGACAUUCGUGAAGAACCUGGCGGACGUGUUUUUACCAGCCAACCAGCGGUACUACAGCGACGUAGUGUUUGGCCCGAACAACGUGUCCCUCACGGCCUCCAGGUGCUACGUGAUCUCUACGCCCAUCAGUAGUCAGUAUGACCUGGCCGACCUCAUGACGAGGAUGAGGAAGCUUGCUGAUGAGUCGCCUCUACCUGUCUUCGCCUAUCACCAGUCCUUCGUCGCUCUAGAGCAGUACCACGCCGUGUUACCCUCCACCCUCCAGAUGGUGGGGGUGGCAGUUGCCGUUAUUUUUGUCGUCUGCGUGAUCUUUCUUCCCCAUCCCUUCAUGGUUGUCUUGGUAACCAUCACUGUUGCUAUGAUCCUCGUGGGCAUCUUCGGCUUCAUGUACUACUGGGACACGCCUUUAUCGUCCAUCACCAUGAUCCACUUAGUCAUGAGCGUCGGCUUCUCCGUGGACUUCUCUGCGCAUGUCUGCUCCGCCUACCUUCUCUCUGACGCCAGCACGCGCACACAGCGUGCGCAUGACGCCAUCAGUCACGCGGCCAGUCCUAUUUUUAACGGUGGCGUGUCCUCGCUCCUGGGAAUCAUCCUGCUGGUGUUCUCAGACUCCUACAUCUUCGUCUCCUUCUUCAGGAUCAUGGUGCUGGUCAUCGGCUUUGGUAUGCUGCACGCCGUCCUCUUCCUGCCAGCGGUGCUGUCGCUGAUUGGUCCCCAGAGCAACCAGGUCACCGCGCAUGCGGCAAAAUCUGACCUUCCUGGACAGGAGCAAAGAGAAGAUGGACACCAUUCGCCUCGUGGCCAUUUACACGUAAGGUCUGUUCAACACGAACACAGGGACCUUGCUUCCUUCAGUGAAAGUAAAAAUGACAUCUGCCCGAACAUUUCCGUUAAAGAAACCUUGUCGGAGCAAGUCUCAGAAGGUAUUGGUGAGCAACAUGAUAAACACGAAAACAGACUGAAGCUUACUGAGUACACAGUUUAUGAUGGUGAAAGUACAAGAACUAUUGUAAUAUAAACAAAUUACAUUGUCUAUUUGUUCAUUAGGAUGCACAAUUUUCUGGCUACAGAUAAACCUGUCUGAUUUUUUUCCUUCAGUCCGUGUGCAACCAGUUACACUUAUCGUCAAAGUCGUACAACAUUUAGAACAAUCCAUAAUCCUUUAUUUAAAAAAAGGAAAUAUUUAGAAAAAAAAAUGAAAAGGAAAUCGUGAGGGAAACAGUUUUAUGUUAAUUAGCUACUUAACCGUGAUUUCUCUGUUUCUGCUCAAUAGCUUAAACAUUAUCACCACAAGAGUACCCUGAUGGGCACGACUAAGGGCUGUAAUAGAUAGAAGGGAGUUUAUAUAUGGGUAUCUUGAUAUAGACUUCUGUCUCACACAAUCACACACUUUGUAACAUAGACAUGUAAACACACAGUGUUUAUGGUCCAUAUUUUACACAUGUGGAGUUGUAACAUACUUAUUUCAUUCAGCUGAUGGAUUGGAAGAAAACAGAUUUCCUCACGUUUAAAGCAGAUGCGUUCGAACUUGAAGGCGUCCAUUCUAGUCGGUUCGAUACCCAUGUGACGAAGAUUACUUUCGUUACCUGGCCCAUUAUUGCUCGGUAAAAAUCGCAGGAAACUUAGACUUAAAGAAAACAGCUGGUUGUGAGAUAAGUGAGACCCGAACCCUCACACCCACAGGACUGUAAGGUCAGGGGUUGAUUCUAAGGUGUUUGAGAAAACCCAUAUGCACAUAGUCAUGGGGUGGAUUCUGUCAAGUGUUUGUCAAAUUCAUAUGUAUUAAAGGUAUGCUUAAUUGUAUAGCCAAAUAAAUGUUUAGAAAACUCAUUUUCUACUUUGUCCAGCGCGUUACUUUUGAUGUUUCAUAAUGUGAAAUAGAUUUUAUAUUUACAUUCAUGUGUUUUAUGUUGUAAAUAUUUUAUUGUUUUACGUCGAUUUGUUUUGCGCUUUUGUUGUUUGUUUGCUUGGGGUAAGUAUGCUGGUCGUGCAAAUAGUAUUCAACUUUCAAAGUAACGUCCACUCCACAAGAGUUAUGUAAAGAAACACAUUUUUAUGUACAGCUCUUCACUUCACGGACACUAUAGGUGUCAUUAUUGACUUUGUCGUUUUUACUGUUGGUGUGUUACACCGAGUCAGAAGGUUUACAGAAAUAUCUUGCCAAAGAUGCUAAUAGAUGGCACAUUGAGAGAUACUAAACUCUGUCAAAGAGAUUUCAACUCGCUGCAUCCUUUUUGUUUUUGUAAUUACAGCUUUACCACAGUGUCAUGUGUCUUCUGUGAUUGCUGUUUGAUAUUAAUGAUUUAAUUAGUGUCUUUGACAAAACUCAUCUACAUACUUUACUCACGCGCACACCUUCACAUUACACACUACAACAUCCAGCCCUCCUCCCCCCGAACACCCUCCCACACACACACACAGAUGUUCCUCAUUACAGUCUGACUGCGACAUUUGUUGGAAGAGAAUAUACUUCGUGAUGGUUUUAUUGAUGGGGAAUACCUACAGUAUUUUAACUGGCUGUCAUAUCACACGUGUGAACAUUGUAAGAAACAAAUAUUAAAUAAUAAACUGGUUUGUAUUAUA